Messenger RNA from Chaetomium fimeti, 1778 nucleotides. RefSeq lists its product as uncharacterized. The transcript is spliced from 6 exons. Gene Ontology annotation, molecular function: mRNA binding. Bases 122 to 1393 code for a protein of 423 amino acids. Lineage: Eukaryota; Fungi; Ascomycota; Sordariomycetes; Sordariales; Chaetomiaceae. Gene Ontology annotation, cellular component: cytoplasmic stress granule. Gene Ontology annotation, biological process: mRNA splicing, via spliceosome. The record is from RefSeq and is a predicted model, not a curated record.
GAUUCCGUCUGAAGGGUAGCCGCUCCAUUUUUGGGCGAGCUCUUCCAACAGGAGACGCCCCUCCAACCUGGAAACCUCUACUCGCUUCCUUCCAUCGGGCAUUUUCCUGGCAGUGGGCAACAUGUCGUCUUCAAGCAGCACCGCCGUCACUAUCGACCGGGAGUAUUUUGAUACCCUCGUUCGAAGGGCGCAGUUUAAUGCCGAUUCUCCAAAGGCAGACGGGCACCUUGCUUCCGUCGUCAUUUCGCGGGCCGAAUAUGACAGCCUCAUGUUUGUCGCCAGGCAAUAUGGGAAUCUCAGACGGAACCUUCUUCGCGGCGGCGUAGGAGCGGAAACGGUGGAUCUUCUCAGCCAGGAUGAUGAGACCAUCCAGGGGGGGGCAAAGACGUCCGCUGCCCCAAAGGCAGACCUGAACGAGGACGGAGGGGCCCGCCUCUACACACCCGCCCCGCCCGCCGCGUCCGGUGGCACGUACGGCCCGCAGAAGGACGUGCCGCACGACGGGCCUCACAAUCGGUAUCAGGAUCGCUCUACAUGGGCUGACGGCGACGUGGGUCACGACGAAGACGACGAGAAUGGUGCCAGCGACACCGAGUCCCAAAUCGAGGACCCCCCUGGCGCUAACUACGCCAAACCUCAGGGCCAGCGUCAGCAGUUCGAGCGCCAAUGCGUUCGCACAAUCCAGCUUUCGCACCUUGCCGAGGGCACGACCCAUGCUGACAUCGCGAACGCUGUGCGUGGCGGGAUGCUGCUGGACAUCUUUCUCCGUAGCCACGACCGCUCCGCGAUGGUGUCUUUCCUCAGGUCGGUGGACGCCAAGAAGUUCUACGACCAUGUCCGCCGGCAUGACUUGUACAUCAAAAACAAGAGGAUUGAAGCUAAGUGGAACGACCGUCAAUUCGUUCUCCCUGGCCACGUCGCGAACAAAAUUGGCACCGGUGCCAGUCGCAACCUGGUGAUUCAGGGAUAUGAUAAUAGGCAUACCGAAGAAGUCAUCCGUGAGGACUUGGACCACAUCCACAACUUGGUCGUCGUCAAGAUCGAGUUCAUUGGCGGCAGCUGCUACAUCGGGCUUAAUUCGGUCCACAACGCCAUCUCUGCGCGUCAGUGCAUGCUGAGCCGCCUGUAUGUAUCCUUGUUGUCAUGUCACCGCCUUUUAGGAGCUAACAAAGACAAUAGCAGGUACAAGGGCAAGAAGAUCAACUACGACGUCGACGAAUGCGCCCAGCCGUACCCUCAACCAGCGCCCAAGGUGCGCAAGGAGAUGGCGCCGCCCAAGAAGGGAUUUUCGGCGGUCCCCAACCGCUUCCAGCUGCUGAACCUUGAUGACGGCGACGAGGACGAGAUUGCGGCCCCGUUUCAGGCCAAGAAUUCGGUGGGUAUCACGGCGUAGAAGCCCACGACCCACUGUCUCGCUGGCAUCGCUUUUCCAUAAAUAAAUGGUCGAGCGAGGGGGACCAGAGGGUAGCCCGAGGUGAUUUAGGGACGGAGCACGGGAAACAUGGUUCAUUUCGCACUACACAGUAGCGGCAGGCGUUAAAAGGAUACCCAUGGUUAGUUCCCCGGAUGCAUGUAUGGCAGAGUGCCCAUGAAGGGGAAUUACCCAGCCGUCUAAGUCUUUGUGCCGAAGAUGCAUCUAUCACGCUCUAUCACGCCACUAUUUGGUCUUGACCCAACAAAUAAUUUGCUCUAACCGCCCGGCGCCUCAAUGUCUCAGUCCCUUUGUUCUAGACUCACUCCGUUUUUCGACUGAAAUGAUUCCCUUCCUGCAUGUCUGG